Messenger RNA from Homalodisca vitripennis (glassy-winged sharpshooter), 1808 nucleotides. RefSeq names its product ruvB-like helicase 1 (gene pont). Gene Ontology annotation, cellular component: Swr1 complex; Ino80 complex; NuA4 histone acetyltransferase complex. Bases 132 to 1502 code for a protein of 456 amino acids. Gene Ontology annotation, biological process: chromatin remodeling; regulation of transcription by RNA polymerase II; box C/D snoRNP assembly. The transcript has 8 exons. Lineage: Eukaryota; Metazoa; Arthropoda; Insecta; Hemiptera; Cicadellidae. The record is from RefSeq and is a predicted model, not a curated record. Gene Ontology annotation, molecular function: ATP hydrolysis activity; ATP binding; DNA helicase activity.
UAAUAACAGUAACCAUAGAUACAUUGAAAGCACGUUUGUUUGGUGCGUUUGGAGUGAAGAAAGGGUUAUUCUUACCGGUAGUGUUCUCGUAAUUGCUUGACUAAUUUGUGUUAGACUCAUCUAAAUUAACAAUGAAAAUCGAAGAAGUUAAAAGUACUGUAAAGACCCAGCGAAUCUCUUCACAUAGUCAUAUUAAGGGACUAGGGCUUGAUGAAAAUGGAAACGCCAUUCAAAUGGCUUCAGGAUUGGUUGGACAAGAGAGUGCUAGAGAGGCUGCUGGCAUUGUUGUGGACAUGAUCAAAUCGAAAAAGAUGGCCGGUCGAGCCAUACUGAUGGGUGGACCUCCUGGUACGGGCAAGACUGCCAUAGCCUUAGCCAUCGCCCAAGAGCUAGGUAGUAAGGUACCAUUUUGCCUGAUGGUUGGCUCAGAAGUGUACAGCUCCGAGAUUAAGAAAACUGAAGUUUUGAUGGAAAACUUUAGACGUGCAAUUGGUUUAAGGAUCAAAGAAACCAAAGAAGUGUAUGAAGGGGAAGUAACAGAGUUGACUCCAGUUGAAACAGAAAAUCCCAUGGGCGGGUACGGCAAGACUGUGUCUCACGUAAUUAUUGGACUGAAGACUGCUAAAGGCACUAAACAACUAAAGCUGGACCCUAGUAUCUAUGAGUCUCUACAGAAGGAGAAAGUGGAGCCAGGAGAUGUGAUCUACAUAGAGGCUAACAGUGGUGCAGUCAAACGACAAGGCCGUAGUGACACUUUCGCUACUGAGUUUGACUUGGAGGCGGAAGAAUAUGUGCCGUUGCCCAAAGGAGAUGUCCACAAGAAGAAAGAAGUGAUCCAAGAUGUCACUUUACAUGACCUGGAUGUUGCCAAUGCCAGACCCCAGGGGGGUCAGGACAUUCUCAGUAUGAUGGGACAGCUUAUGAAGUCAAAAAAGACAGAAAUUACAGACAAGUUGCGGAAGGAAAUAAACAAAGUGGUGAACAAAUAUAUAGACCAGGGAAUCGCAGAAUUGGUACCAGGAGUGCUGUUUAUUGACGAGGUCCAUAUGUUAGACAUAGAGACCUUCACUUACCUGCACAGAGCUCUAGAGAGUGCCAUUGCGCCCAUCGUCAUCUUUGCUACCAACAGGGGUCGUUGUGUUGUAAGGGGUACAGAGGAUAUCAUCUCCCCUCAUGGUGUGCCACUGGACUUAUUGGAUCGCCUUUUGAUCAUUCGCACGCUGCCCUACUCACGUCCUGAGAUUGAACAGAUAUUGAGGAUCCGGGCUCAGACUGAGGGCAUCAGUGUCGAUCCUGAAGCCCUUCAGGUCCUCAGUGAUAUUGGCUCUCGCACCACCCUCAGGUAUGUGGUCCAACUGUUGACGCCUGCAUUCCUUACUGCGAGAGUGAACGGCCGUUCCUCCAUAGCCAAGGAGGAUGUACAAGAGGCUGGUGAUCUGUUCUUGGAUGCUAAGUCUUCUGCCAGAAUUCUUACUCAGAACAAGGACAAAUUCAUGCAAUAGUUUUGUCACUCUUUCGGUUAAAGGACAGACUUGACACAUAAGUAUGUGUGUAAUAACAUGGAAAGAACUUUCAACAGUUCGAUUCUCCUAAUAGGUGAUUGAGAGUUCCAAGUUAAAUAUUCCUCUCAACAAACAACACAGGAUGAACACAAUGAGCAUAUAUAUAUGUUAUUUAUGAUUUUAACGUUGUUAGCCAUAAUUAAUUACACUGUUAACAUAUUGUGUUGAUUGUAUGUUUCUUAAAAAUCAAAUAUUGUAUUAUAAACUUAGCUGUGAUCUUAUUUUACAAUACACACCAAUUUCUUA